GGAAAUUGAAAAUAAAAGAAAAACAACAGGGAAAAAAAAAAAAAAAGGAAAGAAAGAAAGAAAAGCAGUGGUUAACUAAAAAAGGAGGGAAAUUUGGAUAACGGUUUCUUCUUUCUUUCUUUUGUGGGAGGAAGAAGAGAAAAGACGAUGAUGAAUAACUCUCUGAUUCAGUUGCAUUCAUUUUCACUCCCAAAAUUCCCCUCUUCUUCUUCUACCUCUGGAUUCAGCAGUAAUUACAACAUCAACAACAGAAGAAGACGUUGUCGUUUUACCCGCUUUGCUGUUUCUGCUUCUUCGGUUCCAUUGUUAGACCUUCCUCUUCUUCCCUUUCCUAAAGAACAGAUACUUGUCCCAUCUGAGUAUAAAAAACUCCAUUUGUAUGAAGCAAGAUAUCUAGCCCUACUGGAAGAGUCUUUGUAUAAGAACAACAGCUUGUUCGUGCAUUUUGUGUUGCAUCCCAUUGCUGUUAAUGAAACAUUUACAGAAGCAUCAUUUGCUGCGCGGUAUGCUUGCUUGGUGUCCAUUGAGAAAGUUGAGCGGUUGGAUGUCGGUGCUUUGGUGUUUAUAAGAGGCAUUGGUCGUGUCAAACUUGUAGAAUUUGGACAGGAACAACCCUUUUUACGUGGAUUGGUCAUGCCAUCAAAAGAUUAUGUACUUCUUGACAACUCAGAGUUGGAUUCUAAAGUCUCAGAAUUAAAAGAAGCUCUUCAUAAUCUGAACAGUCUCGAAAUAAAGUUGAAGGCUCCUGAAGAGGCCUCGUUGCAGACUCAAACUUCAAACGCUUUGAAAUGGGCUGAAAAGACGGUGGCUGUUGAUUGUGAUGAAGCUUUCAUUCCGUCUCUUGCUGAGCGCAUUUCUUAUUCCGCCCUUCAGCCUGUUUCAGGGUCAUUGCAGUCGGAACUGUCAACUUUGCAAAAGGAGAAAUUAAGGGCAAUGGAUAUCAAAGAUACCACAGAAAGAAUCGGGAAUUCCUUGAAAUAUGUUAAAAAUAAUAUUUCUAUAGUUGCUGCUAAACUGGCUCUUCAGUCGUUGAAGAUCCAGUGAGCGAGAAACAACACAUCUGCCUCAUGAGUCAUGACUUGAGAGAAAGUAGGGGAGUAGAGAUUGUCGCAUUUGGGCUUAUCAUGAUUAUAUGAUGUCAAAGUAGUACUUCAAUGGUGAGAAGUGACUUCGCCAUGGAGCAGAUCCCAGAACCUGCUCAGACGAAGCAACGCAGGUGGUUUUCCUUUCUACUAUUGCCACGUCUGAUAACCGGAUUUACUGACUGCAGUAAAAGCUGAUAUUCUUGCUUCUUAAUACACAAAGUUUAGAUGAAUUGGUUAGCAUCUCGGAAAUGAAAACUGUAGUUCUACUGUCCAAACAUGUAUAGCAACAUGCAAUAGUAACUGCAGAAGCAUUUGCAAGUAUUAAUGCUACAUUGGGCUUGCUGUUUUGUCAUUGAAACUGUUUAGCAUUCAGGCUUUGUUCAGUUCACAUUUUUCAGCAGGGUUUUGAUCUUCUGUAACCUGCAAAUCUGGCUGUGAAUGCAGAUGGAAUCUGAGAUUAAGAGAAUGAUAUUCAUCUAUAUAAUGUUUAUCCUAGCCAUUAUGAACACCCAAAUGUACUACAUGAGUUGAACAUCGUACAAUUUUGUACGAGAAAACUUUUCAGGCCUCUCUACUGCUUAAAGGUUGUUUCUGGCAUUCUUUCUUUAAGCAGUCCUUCUAGUCACCCCAAAUCUUUACAUUUGUAGAGGCGCAGAUUCCUUGUUGAAGAAACCAGAGAAACCUAGCUGUUCAAUCUGAAGCAAUGGCAUGCUUAUCUGGAUUAAAAGCAGCACAGGACCUCAACCUGCACAACUGUCAAUUGCAAAUGGAUAGUUCGCUCUUAGCAACCUCAAUCAACAACAGGAAUGUCUUCCCCCAUCACAUCCGUAAUAUAGGGGGUGAUCUAAUUAGUUUGUUAAACUCGAUUCCCUAUUGUACUGCCAAAAACGUAAGUAGAAUGUUAGUUGAAAACGCCCAUCGAAUGGUGAAGGCGACGCUGACGUUGGCCAACCUCAUGUAAUUGAGCUUCUUGUUUCAUUGCUACAUAAAAGUGCAGUUUCAAGGAGGAAGGGGGACGGGACACUGUUCAGCCUGUUACUUAAAACAAGCAAUGAACAGCAUAAAACCAGAUCACCCUAGCUAGCUAACUUCAGGGGGGAAAUCUUCACUCCUCAUAGUCUGUUACCUUCAUAAUUUUGUUCCAGUGCCGGUGCUUUCUCCAGAUGACAGCCAUGUCUUCAAUUGGGAUUCCUUUGGUUUCAGGCAAGUGAGACUGGCAUUAAUACUUUUCAAAGUCGUAUAAUUUGUGUAGUCUAUUGAUCAAAAGAUAAAAAUCAACAUUGAAUAAUGGAACUGUAUAUAUAUUACUACUUAAGUCAUAUCUUCACUGACACUACACUUGUUUUACACUCAUCGUAGUUUGGCA
Oldenlandia corymbosa var. corymbosa is the source of this 2451-nucleotide messenger RNA. The record is from the annotation of a GenBank genome assembly. NCBI's taxonomy places the organism in Eukaryota, Viridiplantae, Streptophyta, Magnoliopsida, Gentianales, Rubiaceae.